CUACCUUUACUCUUUGAAAGUCAUCACUCAUCAGUGUGUGUGUGUGUUAAGGAGCAUAAGGACAUCAUGACUACAAGACGUCGCUCCAAGUCUCCUUUCCGCUUCAUGCAUCGUGGCGGCCGUGGUUCGCACUCACCCAGCCCGGCAAGAAGAGCACCGUCGACUAUAGCAACCAGCACAAUUAGAGCAACCAGCAGUAAUGGAAGCAUUAAUAGUUGUGGCAUGAACGGGACAGCUACUAGUGGCUCCAUAGAAGAGAAAAGGGCAUCCCCGGCUAAAGACUGCCCGACUCCUGAUCGACCCAGAAGCACGGCUAGCUGCAGCUCUGGUUCGAGUAAUGGCAUGACACCAUCUUCAUCAGUUAUGCUUGAAGGAGUACUCGCCACUACUCCCUCACUGCCUAAAGUGGUGCAAGUAAGGAGGACCAAUCUAAGGAAGAGACCACCUGAUGAUCCGAUUAGUGGAUGGGGAUUUGUUCUCAGAGGAACAACAUCAGAGUUUAAGAAUGGAGUUAAAGUUUAUACGUGCCAUGUUGAGACUGUUAAAGAAGGAAGCGCUGCCAUGAACGUAGGCAUUAAAGAAGGAGAUCAGAUUUUGAGCAUUGAUGGUGAGCUUGUAAAAGACUUUCAACACUCGAACGUAGUCAAAAUAUUUCAGAGCAGGGACAAAGUGGAGUUGACGUUACUGCCUACAAAAUUUAAAGGAGCAGUUCAAGUGAGGGUGACUGACUUCAACAGGCAGUCAUUGCAGUAUCUCUGGUCUUUAACAAUGUGCCUCCAAUCACUAGAAAUCAUUAAUGUCAAAAUGUCACCAGAUCCUUCAUCUUCUAAUACACUAAUUGAUUUAUCAACACUUCCAGGCUUAAGACAUUUAGCCGUCAAUCACUGCUCACUAGAAAACUUCUCUAGACUAGAAGGCUUAAAAGGUCUUCGUAGACUAGAGUCUCUCUCUUUGGCUCAUAAUUUCUUACCUUUCGAAGCUUUUACUAAAGAUUGUCCCCUGUCUUCACUCUCUUCACUCAAAAGACUAGAUCUGAGUUACAACCUUUUAACAGGUUUACCUCCAGUCAUACUAACACUGUUAAAUAUCGAGACACUGGUGCUAGUGGAAAAUAAUAUUUCAGAAUUACCUGCUUCACUUCACUUUUUAAAGAAACUAACAACACUAUGUAUUGAUGGCAAUUUGUUGAGAGAUGUUGACAAUUGCCUUGAGAUGGUCUCACAGCUAAAAAUGGUCACAAUGGCUGAUAACCAGUUUGAUACAGAGCCAUAUUGUGUGAAGCACAAAGCAUACGUCAUCACAGGUGUUGAAGGCAACCCGUACAUAGCUGGUAAUGGCAAGAGACAUCAGGAGUUCUACUUAAGAAGGAGCUACAGUACAAGAGGUGUGUACAAAUCACAAGAGAGCACACAGAUCAGAAGAGUAUCAACUGCUUUUAUGGAUCCAGCAAUACUACAGCAGCUUGAUCACGAGCUCGAAAACAACAACGGCAGCCAAUGAUAAAUAUUAAUAUUAAUGAUUAUAUUAUUAUUAUUAUUACUGUUAUUUAUUGGUCAACUUUCACUUUAUAUGUCUCCCUGUUUGUUUUUAUAACUUUCUUUCUUUCCUCUGUCAUUAUCGUUGUUAUUAUUUAUUUCUAAAUAUUUUACGUCCAACCUUUGCUCACUA
This is a messenger RNA of Amphimedon queenslandica, 1668 nucleotides long. RefSeq names its product MAP kinase phosphatase with leucine-rich repeats protein 3-like. Lineage: Eukaryota; Metazoa; Porifera; Demospongiae; Haplosclerida; Niphatidae. Bases 67 to 1500 code for a protein of 477 amino acids. Gene Ontology annotation, cellular component: cytoplasm. The record is from RefSeq and is a predicted model, not a curated record. Gene Ontology annotation, molecular function: protein binding. The transcript has 11 exons.